This is a messenger RNA of Larimichthys crocea (large yellow croaker), 4826 nucleotides long. It is a transcript of the gene fcho2, whose product is annotated as FCH and mu domain containing endocytic adaptor 2. Gene Ontology annotation, biological process: clathrin-dependent endocytosis; synaptic vesicle endocytosis; clathrin coat assembly. Gene Ontology annotation, cellular component: cytoplasm; clathrin-coated vesicle; plasma membrane. NCBI's taxonomy places the organism in Eukaryota, Metazoa, Chordata, Actinopteri, Sciaenidae. The record is from RefSeq and is a predicted model, not a curated record. The transcript is spliced from 30 exons. Bases 306 to 3515 code for a protein of 1069 amino acids.
AUCGCUUUUACCCAGCGACGGCCCGUCGUCUGCCCCCGCCGUCGGUAUCCACCAUUGGCAGCGCUGUUUCGUCCAGCAAAGAGUCGACAGAGGACGGGGAGAAACCGUCGGGAGAGAGAGAGAGAGACAGACAGCCGAGUGGAGGUGGAGUCUUUAGGUGGGGAGGGAGAAGAAAGGGGAGAGGAGGAAAACGGGGAAAGGCAGAUACAACAGAAACAGGGGGGGGAGGACGACGGAUGAUUUACGCUUUAAAAGUUGCAUUACAACAAAUCUAAAGAGUUGCGGGCGAAGAGGAAUAAAACAAGAUGAUAACGCCCUACUUCCUAGAGAAUUUCUGGGGGGAAAAAAAUAAUGGCUUCGACGUGCUGUACCAUAACAUGAAGCAUGGCCAAAUCUCCUCCAAGGAGCUGACAGACUUCAUCAGAGAAAGGAGUACAAUUGAAGAGGCCUAUGCCAGGUCCAUGACCAAACUGGCCAAGUCAGCCGGGAACUUUUCCCAACUCGGGACCUUUGCACCAGUGUGGGAAGUGUUCAAGAGCUCGACAGAGAAGCUGGCCAGCUGUCACAUGGAGCUAGUGAGGAAACUGCAGGAACUUAUAAAAGAGGUUCAGAAGUAUGUGGAAGAGCAGGCCAAAGCACACAAAAAGACAAAGGAGGAGGUUGCGUCCACUUUGGAGGCCGUACAGAACAUCCAGACCACCUCGCAGGCUCUGCAGAAGUCCAAGGAGAUCUACAAUGCCAAAACCGUGGAGCAGGAGCGCCUCCGCAAAGAAGGGGCCACCCAGAGAGAUGUGGACAAGGCUGGAGUGAAAGCCAAAAAAGCCACAGAGACCUACAAGUCAUAUGUGGAGAAAUACGCCACGGCAAAGUCCGAGUUUGAACAGAAGAUGGCGGAAACUGCACAGAAAUUCCAAGACAUCGAAGAAAGCCACAUCCUCCACAUGAAGGAGAUCAUUCAUUCAUACUCGCAGUCUGUCGACGAAACGCACGUUCAAAUAGGAGAGGUCCACAACGAAUUCGUGAGGAACAUCGAGAACACCUCAGUGGAAAGCCUAAUACAAAAACUGGCUGAGAGCAAAGGAACAGGCAAGGAGAGACCAGGACCCAUUGAGUUUGAGGAGUGCAACACAGCUAUCGCCACUGAAGGUGCCAAACCCAGAAAGAGAAAACCAUUUGGCAUCCCGGGUCGUAGGAAAGACAAGGACACAGACUCCACGGAGUCUACAGAAGUCGAAGCUGCUAACACUGCCAAUGGCGCUCCCCCCGGAUACUAUGGCGCCAUAGACAUCCAGAACGCUAACGUUCCCCAAGUUGACGCAGAGGGCUUCGUCAUCAGACCAGAAGUGAAUGAAAAUGAUGCCAAAGAGAAUUCCUUCUACUCAUCCAGUGACUCCGAGGACGAAGAUGAACCCAGGAAGUUCCACGUAGAAAUCAAGCCCGUUCAGCCAAACAACGGCACGCAUCAAAACCGAGCCACCAUCGACGAGCUUAAAGCCUCCAUUGGAAACAUCAUCCUGUCUCCCUCGACCUCGGGACAGAUGCGGAGGAACCAGUCCAGUGAUGAGCUGGCAAAACCCAGAGUGCCAACCUCAUACGACCUGGCCAACAAUGACCUUCUGUCUCUGGACCCAUUCAGUCCGACUCUUGGCUCCUCUUUCUCAUCAUCAACAACAGACCUUGCCUCUAUCUUCCUUUCAAUCCCUCCAUCUCCAUCUUUUCUGAUGAAUGACUCAGACGUCUUUCUGCCCGAGGCAUCAGCUGAGACGGCACCGCAACGGGAGCGCUCUCCACCACUGGCAGAGAGCCAGCUAUCCAAAAACGUCUCCUCGUUCUCUUCAUCUACAUCCUCGCCAUGGGACUCACCAGAAAACCCUUUCCAAGCACUCAAGCCAGUACCAGCGAGGGCCCAGAGCGCCCCCAUCACCCUGCCGACCGAGCCAGUCGACCCCAUCAAGAGCUCGCCUGCCUCCAGCCCUCCAAAGAGCGUCGACGCCUUCUCCUCCGUAUCCUGGUCCCAGAGUCAGUGGAUCGCAUUCAGUGACAAUUUCGUUCCACCUCGCCAUCAGGGCUCAGGGACCGGGCAUGCGAAGGAGCUCCAGAUGCCUCAGUCUGGCUCUGGCAGGUCAAGUCGCUUCCUCUCUGAUGACUCUGCUGACGCCUACUGCAAAGCGGCAGGCAGCAGAGAGGACGCCAGUCCCUGUGUCUCUGAUGUCUUCUCUGGGAUUACAGAUAGGGCAAUGGCAGCAGCUCCAUCAAGCAAAAUAUUCAAUGUACCAGUACCAAACCGACCCACGACCCCACUGACGGCUGGAGCCCUGGUGCCCCCGCCACGACCCUCCUCCAGGCCUAAACUCCCCACUGGGAAACUCACAGGAAUCAAUGAGAUUGUACGGCCGUUCAGCCCGCCCAAGACAUCUAACGCCAGCCCCCCUCCUACUGCACCACUCGCCCGGGCUGAGAGCUCCUCCUCCUUGUCCUCAAAUGCCUCACUCAGUGCUGGCAACACCCCCACUGUUGGAGCCGAGCACACCUUUGCUCCCUCCCUCUCCUCCCCAGAGCCAGAGCUGCUCUCCCUCUCUCCUUUCUUUCUACUAAGCCAAAAGGAUGAUGUGUUCAUAGCGAAGCUGCCUACCUUUGAGAAGCGGUGUGAAACACCAGCAGGGACGUCUCGCGGCCCCAGCCCUGUGACCCUGGCAUCCCAAGAUGCUUUGCCCAUUGCAGUUGCCUUCACAGAGUCGGUUAAUGCUUACUUCAAAGGAGCUGAUCCCACUAAGUGCAUUGUGAAGAUCACAGGAGACAUGACCUUUUCGUUCCCGAUGGGCAUCAUCAAGGUGUUCACCACCAACCCCUCCCCGGCCGUGCUCACUUUCAAACUGAAGAACACCAGCAGGCUGGAGCAGAUCCUACCUAACCAACAGCUACUAUACAGUGAUCCUUCCCAAAGUGACUCUAAUUCCAAGGACUUCUGGUUCAACAUGCAAGCACUGACGUCCUACCUCAGAAAAGCCUCAGAACAGAAUCCUUCAGCUUCCUACUAUAAUGUGGACAUCCUAAAAUACCAGGUGCUGUCUGAUGGGAUCCAUUCCACUCCACUCAACCUGACUGUAUACUGGAAGUGCACACCGAGUACAUCAGACCUGCGGGUGGACUAUCGAUACAACCCGGAGUCCAUGGCCUCCCCUGGUUCACUCACCAAUGUGCAAAUCUUAGUGCCUGUCGACGGAGGAGUCACCAGCAUGCAGUCUCUGCCCAACUCCAUCUGGAAUUCAGAGCAGAAUAAAUGUCUUUGGAAGCUGAGUGACAUCUCAGAAAAGUCUGAAAAUGAAGGCGCCGGGUCCCUGAGGGCCAAGUUUGAACUGUCAAACGGACCCUCGAAUCCUUCAACUCUGGCGGUGCAGUUUAUGAGUGAGGGGAGCACCCUGUCAGGAGUGGACAUGGAGCUGCAGGGGACCGGAUACAGACUUUCUCUCAACAAGAAGCGAUUUGCCACAGGGCGUUAUAUGGCAGAUUGCUGAGGUGACCCACCACUCUGGUUCUCAAUUAAAAAAAAUUAAAAAAUCUCGCUCGACACAAAAGUUGGCAACUUUGCGAGGCUUCCUGAACCCCCUGGAUCCAUCUGAGCACAGUCAGGCUUUUGCCCCCGCGGGGAGGCGAGAAUCUCACUACAAUAAAACAGCACUGAGUAUUGAACACUGUUUAAAAUAAAAAGAAAAGAAAAAGAAAAAGAAGAUGAGCUUUCAGGAAAUGUGUAGAUAUGAAGUUUAAUAAUGCUUUCUGAUCAAUUCACUUUUGUAUAGUCAGAAACAAUUUAUGGAUUAGAUAUAAAUCUUAUAUUGUAUUUGAAAUCAUAAAAAAAAAAGAAAAAAAAGUGCACUAACAAUCUUUCAGAUGCUUUUUCCUCUUAUAUUCAUUUCUCAAGAGCCUAUAUGGAAUAUAAAAAAAAUCAUUUCUACGUGGAAGAGAUGAUUUCUCUCUCCAAACUGUAAAUAUUAACCGCUCGACCAGCUCUGACUCAACUCUCAAACCAGUUUUGUUUACUGAUUCUUUUCUCUCCUUUCCUCACCAUUUGUCUGUUUUUUUUUGUUUUUUGUUUUUGAUCAUGUGCAAUGAAACAAUGAAGGUAGAAUCUGUCUUAAACAGUACUCACACACUUGUGGCACAAGCUUGACCACUGAAGUGCUUUCAAACAGAUGCAAAAAACAAAAAAAAAAGAAAUGUACCUGACCUCAGUGCCUCCUCUUAUACUGUGGAUCAAUGGGCAACAAACGCAAAUUUCCAGACUUAAGCUACGUGUUUUCUUUAAACAAUCACCCAUAAUGGGGUCUGUGAUCAGUGUGAAUUGCUUUCCUUGUAAAUUCCCCCUUUCAGUCUUUUUUUUUUUUUUUUUAAAGGACCAGUGUGUAUGAUUUAGUGGCACCUAACCGUGAAAUUGCAGAUUGCAACCAACUGAAAAACAUUCGAGGUCCUAUAUUGAGCCAGUGUUUGGUUUGUCUGUUCUGGGCUACUGUAGAAACAACUCUGUAAGAGCGCCCCUGCUCCUUCUGUAAGUAAAAAAAAAAGGCUCAGGUAACGAGAACACAACAGGUGAUUAUUACACACUUAUGAAAACUGCCAAUAAAUCCCCCUAAAUCUUACACACUGGACCUUUAAGGCCUUAUUUUUUUAUUUUUCAGCUGUAAAACGUGUCAAAUAUUAGAUGCUUUUUAAAAAAAAAAAUCAAGGGACAUUACCCCAAAUUUAACCUGUAGCCUUUAAAAAAAAAUGGCAUUUUUAAGCACACUUUGUGCCCUAUUGGAGAAAUGUGCCUGAUUCUUAACUUUUCUCAA